GUGGUGGAGGCCACUGGUCAGAGGGGGCAGAGAAGGCAGGAGGUCCAUGACGCUGGUUGGCCCCAGGGCCCGUGGGGACCGUGAUCACUGGAUUGAGCUUUCCAGGCUCCUGAGGGUCCUAGCCAGCUCUGAAGAUGCCGACCAACGGCCUGCACCAGGUGCUGAAGAUUCAGUUUGGACUUGUUAAUGACACUGACCGAUACCUAACAGCUGAGAGCUUUGGCUUCCAGGUCAAUGCCUCAGCUCCCAGCCUCAAGAGGAAGCAGAUGUGGGUGCUGGAGCCCGACCCUGGGCAGGGCACAGCAGUGCUGUUCCGCAGCAGCCACCUGGGCCGCUACCUGUCGGCGGAGGAAGAUGGGCGUGUGGCCUGUGAGGCAGAGCGGCCCAGCCGCGACUGCCGCUUCUUGGUCCUGCCACAACCAGACGGGCGCUGGGUGCUGCAAUCAGAGCCGCACGGCCGCUUCUUCGGGGGCACCGAGGACCAGCUAUCCUGCUUCGCCACGGCCAUCUCCCCGGAGGAGCUGUGGACAGUGCACCUGGCCAUCCACCCACAGGCGCACCUGCUGAGUGUCAGCCGGCGGCGCUACGUGCACCUGUGCCCACAGGAGGACGAGAUGGCGGCAGAUGGGGACAUGCCAUGGGGUGUGGACGCUCUGCUCACUCUCAUCUUCCAGAGCCGGCAGUACUGCCUCAGGUCCUGUGACAGCCGCUACCUGCGCAGCGAUGGCCGCCUGGUCCGGGAACCUGAGGCCCACGCGUGCUACACACUGGAGCUCAAGGCGGGCAAGCUCGCCUUCAAGGACUGUGAUGGCCGAUACCUGGCGCCCACGGGGCCUGCGGGCACACUCAAGGCCGGCCGCAACACACGGCCUGGCAAGGAUGAGCUCUUCGAUCUGGAGGAGAGUCACCCGCAGGUGGUGCUGGUGGCUGCCAACCACCGCUACGUUUCCGUGAGGCAAGGCAUCAAUGUCUCAGCCAAUCAGGAUGAGGAGCUGGACCACGAGACCUUCCUGAUGCAAAUUGACCAGGAGACAAAGAAGUGCACUUUCUACUCCAGCACCGGGGGCUACUGGACCCUGGUCACCCACGGGGGGAUUCAGGCCACAGCCACGCAAGUCUCUGCCAACACCAUGUUCGAGGUGGAAUGGCGCGGGCGGCGGGUGGCACUCAAAGCCAGCAAUGGGCGCUAUGUGUGCAUGAAGAAGAACGGGCAGCUGGCGGCCACCAGUGAUUUCGUGGGCGAGGAUGAGGAGUUCGUCCUCAAGCUCAUCAACAGGCCCAUCCUGGUGCUGCGGGGCCUGGACGGCUUCGUCUGCCACCGGCGCGGCUCCAACCAGCUGGACACCAACCGCUCGGUAUACGACGUCUUCCACCUGAGCUUCAGCGACGGUGCCUAUCAGAUUCGAGGCCGCGGCGGCGGGUUCUGGUACACGGGUAGCCACGGAAGCGUGUCCAGCGACGGCGAGCGCGCCGAGGACUUCCUCUUUGAGUUUCGCGAACGUGGCCGCCUGGCCAUCCGAGCCCGAAGCGGAAAGUAUCUGCGUGGCGGGGCCUCGGGGCUGCUACGCGCCGACGCGGAUGCGCCCGCCGGGGUGGCGCUCUGGGAGUACUGAGAGCAGCGGGGCGAGUACAGGACAAUCGCGGGGUCCAGGGCCCAUCAGCCCCGCAUUAAACUAACUGUCGGCGCAGCUCUGCUCUUGGCACUGCUUGGGGUGCUGGGACCCCUCCCCACCCGGCCCCACAGGCUGCCUGGCCUAGGCACACAGCUCCUCCCGGAAAUGGUGAAACCGCAGCUCCCUGCUCCGGCUGACCUGGGAAGCCCCUUACAAGCUUGAGUGUUGUCCCCUCCUGUAAGUCCCGCUGCCCAGGACAGGCAGCGCCCAGGGAAGGGCAGGAGUCCGGGGCUAGGAUGGGGCCAGCCAAGCAAGCAAGAGGGGCUACAGAACCUGGAGCCGGGGUGGGGAAGAGGUACUUUCACCCUCAUGAGGAAGGACCAGCCCUUCGCUUCUCCAGAGAGGCCAGUGACCCCAAGGGCCAAGUAUCCAACAGGGCCCAGUUAACCUUGAAGGCUCGUAAA
Heterocephalus glaber (naked mole-rat) is the source of this 2077-nucleotide messenger RNA. RefSeq names its product fascin actin-bundling protein 2, retinal (gene Fscn2). Gene Ontology annotation, biological process: cell migration; actin filament bundle assembly; establishment or maintenance of cell polarity. Gene Ontology annotation, molecular function: protein-macromolecule adaptor activity; actin filament binding. The record is from RefSeq and is a predicted model, not a curated record. NCBI's taxonomy places the organism in Eukaryota, Metazoa, Chordata, Mammalia, Rodentia, Bathyergidae. Gene Ontology annotation, cellular component: actin cytoskeleton; cytoplasm.